Molecule: messenger RNA, 1370 nt
Organism: Hylaeus volcanicus
Lineage: Eukaryota; Metazoa; Arthropoda; Insecta; Hymenoptera; Colletidae
Gene: CycC
Product: cyclin-C
Exons: 5
Coding region: 294-1094 (266 amino acids)
Biological process (GO): positive regulation of transcription by RNA polymerase II
Cellular component (GO): nucleus; mediator complex
Molecular function (GO): cyclin-dependent protein serine/threonine kinase regulator activity
Source: RefSeq, a predicted model, not a curated record
CCUGGACCCCCAGCGAACCCAAUAGUCGCCGGAAUCGGAAAAAUAUUUUUGUAUACAAAAACAUUACAUUGAUGUUCCUAAGAAAAUAUAAAUUUAAAUGAUGACGGUGAGUGAGAAAAGGCUUUGAUGUUUGUAAAAUUUGCAUUAAAAUGUAACAAACAUGCAAUGAAUUGAAAUAAAAAAAUGUUAAUGGAUGAAUACAAAGCAGAAUAUAUCAAGAUUUGAAAAUAAUCAAAAAGUGUUUAAGCUGUACGAAAUUUACUCAUUGUUGAAGCAGUCAAUUUGUCAGUAAUAUGGCUGGCAAUUUUUGGCAAAGUUCACAUCAUCAACAAUGGCUUCUAGAUAAACAAGACCUGGUACGGGAACGACAACAUGAUCUUUCGAUUUUAACAGAGGAAGAAUAUCAAAAACUGUUCAUAUUUUUCUCAAAUUUAAUACAAGUGUUAGGUGAACAAUUGAAGCUCAGACAACAAGUUAUAGCUACAGCAACUGUUUAUUUUAAAAGAUUUUAUGCUCGCAAUAGUUUGAAAUGUAUAGACCCUUUAUUGUUGGCACCCACAUCAGUUUUUUUAGCUUCCAAGGUAGAAGAAUUUGGAGUUAUUUCUAAUACCAGGUUAAUCACAACUUGUCAAACUGUAGUAAAAAAUAAAUUCAAUUAUGCCUACUCUCAGGAAUUUCCUUAUCGCACGAAUCACAUUUUGGAAUGUGAAUUUUAUCUCCUAGAACAUUUAGAUUGUUGUUUAAUAGUGUAUCAACCAUAUCGUCCUUUAUUGACCCUUAUUCAAGAUGUGGGCCCAGAUGAUCAGUUAUUGACACUUGCUUGGCGUAUAAUUAACGAUAGCUUACGUACAGAUGUUUGUCUAUUAUAUCCACCAUAUCAAAUAGCUAUCGGAUGUUUACAAAUAGCUUGCGUUAUAUUGCAAAAAGAUCUGAAGUCUUGGUUUGCUGAAUUAAAUGCUGAUAUGGAAAAAAUACAAGAAAUUGCACGUUAUAUCAUUAAUUUAUACGAACUAUGGAAAACAUAUGACGAAAAAAAGGAAAUUCAAAAUUUAUUGUCUAAAAUGCCAAAACCAAAAGCAGCACCACAGCGCUGACAUCAAGCUCUGUUAUCCUCAAAUAUUUGGGAUUGAUAUUACAAUAUCCUAUGACAAAAGUCAACAUUUUUAUUCUAUGAAAUACGUUUAUAUUGGCGAUGAAUUGAUACAAUUUACAAUGAAAGAAUUAAUUUUAUAAUUCUCAUAUAAUUUUUAAGUAAAUAUUUUAAACAUUUUUAAAUACAUUGUAUAUUUUGUGCAAUUAAACGGAAGUUGUGUAUAAAUUGAAAACAUUUAUAAUUAUAUAAUACAAAUAAAAAAAUAAUUUUCCUUUAA